This is a messenger RNA of Culex quinquefasciatus (southern house mosquito), 1270 nucleotides long. RefSeq names its product dual specificity protein kinase splA. The transcript is spliced from 3 exons. The record is from RefSeq and is a predicted model, not a curated record. The coding region runs from base 211 to 1194 and encodes 327 amino acids. Lineage: Eukaryota; Metazoa; Arthropoda; Insecta; Diptera; Culicidae.
GCUCGCUGUCACUUUUGGAUUACCUCUUUUUCUCUCUCGGUGUGUAAUUUUGGAAAUUUUUUCGUCGUCAAAUUUCCCGUAAAACCCGUUUCGGAAAACGGUUCCAGCAACGUUCCGUCGUCGUUCGGUCGGGCCCAUUCGGUAGCGGGCAGCUCCAAGUCGUGCAGUUUGGCGCGGAGGACGGUUUUGGGUGUGCGGAUCGUGGACAAAAUGGCCAGCAAAGCAGCAGCACCAUCAGCAGGACAAGAUCAAGUUGACGACAGCUGGGAAGAAAUCGACGAGGAACAGCUGGCUUCCCGCCUGAGCAGACUCACAAACGACGACGACGACCCGGCCAAACUGGGCAAAAUUCCGUCACCAGACGACGACGACGACGAACCGUCGGAGGCGAGUGGACGCUCGGCUGCUGGUGCCAACAGUUUACCGGCGAUGCUCGAGGAGGAACUCCGUCCACGAAUGAUUCUGCAGCGGCCGCAGAUGCAGAUCCUCCGCCGGCCACAGUCCAAGGCCCAGGAGGAGAAGGCGGCCGCCGACCAGAAGCCCAAAACGCAAAUCAAAUCCCUGGACCAGCGCAAACAGGAGUACGCGGAGGCCCGGCUCCGGAUACUGGGGUCGGCCCACGACGAGGAGGAACAGCAGCAGAAGCAGGUCGAGCAACCGAAGAAACCCAGUCCAAACACCAACGGGCAUCGAAUAGGUAACAACAGCAGCAGCAGCAGCGCAAACAACAACGCGAGCAGUUCCCGGACUCCGCAGCAAAACUCGUUCCGACAGGCGGCCCCGUCAACAGCAUCGCCAUCGUCAGCAAACUACCAACUCCAGCAGCAGCAGCAACAACAGAACCAACAUCCCUUCUACUCACCACAUUCAUCCGGCGGGCGGAAUCAACCGCCACCGCCACAACCUCCGCCGCUAGCGAUGACCUACCAGCAGCAGCAGACUCCUCCCCACCCGGGUGCGUACCACUUUCAGCACCACCAGAAGCAGAUGUCGCCUUACGGGAUGAUCCCACAUCAACACCAGCACCAACAGCCAUCGACUGGAUUCCAUCACAUGGGAGGAGGACACGGUUAUCCCGGAGGGGCAGCGAGUGGUGGCGGGGUUGGCGCCAACAGUGGACACAGUAGUAACAACAAUGUUCUUAGAUUACCGGCCGGCCCAGACGGUUCGCACGGAUUUACCAUACGGCGGUAGCUAGCUUGCUGAACACUCACGCAAUAAAAGAACGCUAACAAAACCUUAGGAUGGAAUUUACGAUUUCGCUUCAAAA